CCCCUCCCCGGCCCGGCCCCGCCCACAGGCGGUUCGGCCCCGCCCAUUCGGCGGGACUGGUCUCCUCCCCGCCACUCUGGUUGCCGCCGUCCCGUCUCGGCCCCGCCCGUGCGGAUGUCGGCCCCGCCCACCCUGCCGUCCCAGGUGGGGCGGCCCCGCCCACCAGCCCUCCGCCGCGCCCUCUCCGCGGGGCUCAGGUGGGGCUCCCGGCCCGCCCCGCUCGGCCCGCCGCGUCAGGCCGCUUCGUCUGGGCUCCUCGCGGGCGGUGGGACCGCAAGUUUUAGCAUUUUGUCAGCAGGGCCCCGCGCGAGUCUCUGGGGCCGACGGCUGACCCUCGAGGGCCCCUCUCCACUCGCGCCCCGGCGCUCCCGCCGCCCCCGGCCGGGCAGCCACGAGGCCCCGCAGCGUCCUCCCGCGCGCGCCCGCCCGCCCGGCGGCUGCAGCCAUGUCGCGGGGGCCGGAGGAGGUGAACCGGCUCACGGAGAGCACCUACCGCAAUGUUAUGGAACAGUUCAAUCCUGGGCUACGAAAUUUAAUAAACCUAGGAAAAAAUUAUGAAAAAGCUGUUAAUGCUAUGAUCGUGGCAGGAAAAGCCUACUACGAUGGAGUGGCGAAGAUCGGGGAGAUGGCCUCUGGGUCCCCCGUGUCAACUGAGCUGGGCCAUGUCCUCAUAGAGAUUUCGAGCACCCACAAGAAACUCAAUGAGAGCCUUGAAGAAAAUUUCAAAAAAUUCCAUAAGGAGAUCAUCCAUGAGCUGGAGAAGAAAACAGAGCUUGACAUAAAAUAUAUGAAUGCAACUCUUAAAAGAUACCAAGCAGAACACAGGAGCAAAUUAGAUUCUUUGGAGAAAUCUCAAGCCGAAUUGAAGAAGAUCAGAAGGAAAAGUCAAGGAGGACGAAAUGCACUAAAAUAUGAACACAAAGAAACUGAGUACGUAGAGACUGUUACUUCUCGCCAAAGUGAAAUCCAGAAAUUCAUUGCAGACGGUUGCAAAGAAGCUCUGCUUGAAGAGAAAAGACGCUUCUGCUUUCUCGUGGACAAACACUGUAGCUUUGCAAAUCACAUACACCAUUAUCACUUACAGUCAGCAGAAUUACUUCAUUCCAAACUGCCCAGGUGGCAGGAAACCUGUUGUGAUGCCACCAAAGUGCCAGAGAAAGUCAUGAACAUGAUAGAAGAAAUAAGGACUCCAAUCUCUACCCCCGUAUCUGGGACACCUCAGCCCUCACCCAUGAUCGAGAGAAGCAGUAUGGGUGGGAAAGAUUAUGACAUCCAAUAUUCACCAAAGAUACCUCCAGCAACAUCAGCCAAAGCAUAUACCAGUCCUUUGGUUGAUAUGUUCAAUAAUCCAGCAACAACUGCACAAAAUUCAGAAAAGGUUAAUAAUUCAACAGACGCUGCAGAAGAUGCCAGUUUGCAGCGAUCGGUCUCGGUUGCAACUGGACUGAACAUGAUGAAGAAGCAGAAAGUCAAGACCAUUUUCCCACACACUGCCGGCACCAACAAUACCUUACUCAGCUUUGCGCAGGGCGACGUCAUCACACUGCUCAUCUCCGAGGAGAAGGACGGCUGGCUCUAUGGGGAGCACGAUGGCACCAAAGCGAGGGGUUGGUUCCCGUCGUCAUACACAAAGUUGCUGGAAGAAAAUGUGAAGGAACCGGUGACCGAGCCUACGCCAAGCCCCGCCCCGAUGAGAAGCAUCAGCACCGUGGACCUGUCUGAGAAGAACAGUGUCGUCAUCCCCCCGCCUGACUACCAGGAGUGUCUGUCCACGGGGGCUGCUGCCAGUAACCAAGCGAAUGUUGCCAAAAACACUUCUACCUUCAAAGCCUCGGCAUCUAAACCGGAAACCGUGUCUCCUAGUGAUGCAAAUGGGACCGCCAAGCCGCCUUUCCUCAGUGGGGAAAACCCCUUUGCUACUGUGAAACUCCGACCCACAGUGACGAAUGAUCGAUCAGCACCAAUCAUUUGAUGAAGAUGCCAAGGAUUCUCCUGGUUCCUCUACUGUUCAGUUCUCGCCUGCAGAAUGAUAGGUAUCCAUUGUGUGACAAGUUCUGGGACUGUUGGAAGCUUCACCAGAAGGUGCCUGAUUUUCAGUGUAUCCUACUUGAGCAAAUCAAUGCAUUUCUCAAUUAACACAGUUGAGCUUACACAUUUCUGUAAAAAUAAAUAAUAGUUUAGUGGCCAGCUCAAUCAUUUAAAAUAUUUUCUUCCUGCUCUAUCUAAAAAUAGUAAAUUUGGUUCCAAUCCCUAGUGUAUCUGUUUUUAAUAUUCUGAUUUUUUUUUUUUUAAAUUGCAGCUAGAAUAAGAUAGUCGGUGUUUUCAUGACUGGCUUUCUGCAUCUGAAUGCAAAUGAGACCAGUUCUAUUUUAUAAAGCAUGUGCUCUUAAGUAGCAUUAUGUUUAUCCAAAGAAAAUAUUGUAUAAGUUUGCAUCUUAGCAUGCAAAUCAUAAUUUUAAGCAAUAUAAAUUAUGAAAAAAUAUAUUAAAUAUAAUUUUUUAACUUACAAAUUUUAAACUCUUGAUUAAACAUAGAGCUCCCAAGAUAGACAGGUGGUCACGACCACCCCGAUUUAGACAGAGCCGAGGGCUGAGUUCUGAGACAUUUUGCCUGCCAUUCUCAUAGCCAUACUUAACAUUCUGUGUUAAGAGUUACAAGCUGGCUUCCCGGUGGCCUAGCACAUUGGAAAUAUGCUCUCCCUGAACUAGCAGACCAAAGCUGCAGCUGCUGACUUACUGGGAAACCUCUGGUGGUCCAAGUUCGUGUGUGUGAAUCAGGUACUAACUCUCAAAGCCAAGUAAUAAAGCCAGAAUGACUCCAGUGACCCUGAAGGGCAGAGCCGGUAUUUCAGCUUGAAAUCACAUGGAGGACUCCGGGUAGGCCUCUGUACCCAGGGGCUGGAGUUCGUUCUUGGCUACCAAGGACCAAAAAAUCAAUCAAAAUUCACACCCAGGCCACUCACUGGGUAUAGGAGAAGGGGCUGUUGCUUAUCAUGAUCUCAUCACUUCUGAGUAUUUUUCUGUAAGUUAAAAGUUGGUCAUGGUUUCAGUAAUGGCAGUAAACUGGUAAACAUGAGACUUCAAGCACCGCUGGGCUCUCCUGGGAGGACAAAGCAGGCGCCCCCAUGAAGAGCUGCUGCAGGAUGAGAUCAUGCCCUCCCUGUCAUGCAGCACUACCUUGAAAGGUGCCCCAGCCAAGUUUCAAAUUCACAUGGGUGGCCCCACCAUUUCCAAAACACAAGAGCAGAGUUAACGGCAGCCCAUUGUUUUCAGCAGUGAACAAGUGAGGGGCAGGUUUCGGAAGUGUGUGAAGCCCAGAGAACAUGGGUGAGAUCUCCUGGCUUUGUUACAGGGGUGCAGGAAAAGGCCCCAGGACCACUUGCUGCAGGAGGGUGGGGGGGGGGGGCACUGGGCCUGAGGUGCCUACCCUGAGGCGCAUGCUCUGCAGCUGUCACAGUUUAUGGUUCAAUGUCGGUAAUAAAGGGGAAUUGGAAA
This is a messenger RNA of Chinchilla lanigera (long-tailed chinchilla), 3494 nucleotides long. RefSeq names its product BAI1-associated protein 2-like 1 (gene Baiap2l1). Lineage: Eukaryota; Metazoa; Chordata; Mammalia; Rodentia; Chinchillidae. Gene Ontology annotation, molecular function: protein binding. Gene Ontology annotation, cellular component: nucleoplasm; cytosol. Gene Ontology annotation, biological process: actin filament bundle assembly; actin crosslink formation; plasma membrane organization. The record is from RefSeq and is a predicted model, not a curated record.